UUUGAAAGUCAAGCUAGAUGGACGCGUGUUUUUGCCUGAGUCCUUCACUCUACCGCCGCUGAGGUCAGCCGGAGAACCGGGGUGAAACACCGGGAACCACCGUGGAAGAAACUUCCAAAUCUCCAGCAGAACAGCGAUGAGGAUAAGAGAAUUGCCAAGUCAUGGAUAGACCGCCACAAUGACACAUGAGACCCUCGCGAGCUCCCAGCUGUCUGUCAAGGCCGCUGCCCUGCGCAUGGUUAACCUAUCGCUGUCCGUCUACGGCUCGCUGGCACAGGUGAGUGUCAGCACAGGCACCAAGAAGCUGGUGGCCGCCACCGCCUUUGGUGCCGUCUCGCUCCUCUUCCUCUCACGUCGCUUCCAGAGGAGGAAGGGCAGGAAGAAGGCUCAGUCGCCUCAGUGGGAGCAGGCUGGUUUCGAGUUCUUCCCCCCGGCCUCAGCACAGAACGAUAACACCAGUCAAAACAUCACUGUCUCCCUCACCUCCAAGAAUGGCUGCUCCUCCUCUGGCCUGGUCCUCACCACGAGAGACUACAGGAAUCUGUCCGGGUCUCUGCUGAGCCUGGCCUCGGUGAAAAGCAUGAACUCAUCGAGCAGCAGCACCUGCGCAAAUGAAUCCACCUGCUGGGACCGAGUUGGGGACGCUGACAUCUGCAGCGUGGUCAACCUACCUGUCACCACACCUGAGAACCUGUACCUCAUGGGUAUGGAUCUGUUUGAGGAGGCUCUGCGGCGGUGGGAGGAAGCGUUGACGUUCAGGAGCAGGCAGGGCGAGGACGACGCGAGCUGCGUCUCUGUCAAAACGGGAGCUGGAGACGCCAUCGCUGAGCAGAGCAUGGAGGACGUCAUCAGCGCAGAGUUCAUCCACCGGCUCAAGUCUCUGCUGCAGAGGGCUUACCGCCUCCAGGAGGAGUUCGAGGGAGUGUUGGGGAUGUCAGAGCCCUCGUCCCACAGCAACAGCCAGGAUAAAAUGGCAGACAUCUUGGCCAGAGAGGAGCUGGACGACGCCUGUCUGAGAGACAGCAUCAGCAUCGCCUCCACCGACUCGUUCGUCUCUGCUGCCGAGCUGUCAGAGCACAGGGAGCUGAGGAGCGUCUUCGCUCUGGGUCACCACUUGUUCUACGAGGAGGCGCUACAGAUGGCUGAGGACGGCAAGAUCUCCUGCAGAGUGCUGCGGACUGAGAUGUUGGAGUGUCUCGGGGACGUCGAUUUCUUGGCUAAGUUGCACUGUGUGCGGCAGGCAUGUCAGCUCAUUUUAUGCGAGAGGACGACCAGGAUGUUUCUGGCCGACACCGGAAAGAAAAUUCUGUCCUCCAUUAUUGUUAAAGCACAGAAGAGCCCAAAGAGAUUUGAGGAAGUGUUUGAAGAGAUGAUUUCCUUCCUAGAGCACACAGAGCACUGGGAAAACACAGAGGUGGAGCUGGCUACACGAGGAGUGAAGCAUUUGAACUUCUAUGAUAUCGUGCUGGACUUCAUCCUGAUGGAUUCAUUCGAGGACCUGGAGAAUCCCCCGAUCUCUAUCCAGAACGUGAUCAACAACCGCUGGCUCAACAGCUCCUUCAAGGAAACUGCGGUGGCUUCAAGCUGUUGGUCAGUGCUGAAGCAGAAGAGACAGCACAUGAAGGUGCCCGACGGUUUCAUCGCUCAUUUCUACACCGUGUGUGAACAGAUCAGCCCCGUUCUGGCCUGGGGCUUCCUGGGCCCCAAGAGCUCCCUGCACGACUUCUGCUGCUUCUUCAAGGACCAGGUGCUGCACUUCCUGAAGGACAUUUUUGACCUGGACAAAGUGCGUUACUCGUCGGUGGAGAGUCUGGCUGAGGACAUGCUCCACCUGCUGCACCGCCGCUCUGAACUGCUGCUGGCCUACCUGGGAGCCGACUGCACGUCGCCGCGGCACCUCAGCGGCUGCAGCUCCCCCCAGGUGCAGCUGGUGCCCAGCACCCUGCUGGAGGCCGGGGUGCAAUGAGAGACGGGAGGAAAUCUCCCACACAGCCCCAGGUCCUCAAACACUACACACACACACAAAUCUCAACAUUUACUCUAAUUCAAGUUCACACCAACUGUCGGACCAAAGAAAACUACCGGUAGGUGUGAAUGCAUCUAUCUGUGGUGCAACACGUGCGGCGGGGUAACAAUUUUAACACUAUUUCACUGAGGUCUGAAACCCAGUCAUCACAUCUCCCAUCAUGCCGUGUGCUCUCCUCGCUCUGUAUCCGAGUGUCCAGAUAAAACCCAGCCGGCUGUCUGCCUUCACACGUCAUCAGUAUCUCCGGUGCGGCCUCUUCCUCCUCUCCCCAGCUCCCUUCUCACUGUGCCAUGGCAGAGCACGUUAGUUUUAAAACAUCACAGCAAUAAUAUUUAUAACUUAAACUGGCUGUGAGCCUGGCAUCGAGUCUCUCGCAGUAGAUAUCACGCUGUGUAAAUUAAAGCAUAUUUAUUGCCAUUAAGAGCAAUUUGUGUGAAGACACGGAAGGUGUUUUACCAUAUUUAUUUUAUUACACAGCUGAAUGAUGCAGGGUUUAUUUUUUAGAAGUUGUAGUUGUGCCUGUUUGCAUUGAUGGAUGUUGUGAUGAGCUUCAAACACAGUAGUUUUAAUACUAGUGCUGUAAUUAAAUGUCAUCAGAUAGAGAUUUAUUCGAUGUAUUUCCACAUCCUAUUGAACAUCAGCAAUGCAAAACCAUUAAAUGUACUUUCUGUGUUUGUUAUAAGCACAUGUCGCCCAGGGAAAACACUGAACAAAGGGAUUCAGUUUGAAAAAUCUAAAAUGUUUUGACUGUUGACUUAAAGAAAUGGGUCAGGCUUUGUUCUGUUAUUACAUUUAGUUACAAAAGGGAAAGUUUUUUGUUUUUUCGGCACCAGGGCUUGUAAAUCUUCAUGCAAUACCUUACAGAUAACUCUGGUAUUUUUGAACGUGGGCCUUAUUUCCACAUGUUUUUGGGUGUAACUGAUUGACAGGGACAAAAGUCUUUUUAAUCGGUGCAGUAUUGAGAAAGAACAGCGUACCCCAAGAACAGCUGCUGCAUGUAAUCUAAUGGCCGAUUGUCCACACCUUCUAACGUGCUUGUUUUUGCCACAGACAUGUUCAGAUUGUUAUUAUUAGCGUCUGACAACAUUAUGGACAGUAUUCCUCCAGAGACUGACGUCUUUAUUAAAGAGUAAGAUCCUAUUUGUUCAAACAGAAACAGCUGUUUUAUCACCCUGUGCAAAGCUACCAAACUCCAUUGACAAAAACAGUAAUUUAACGUCACAAGAACACAGGAGUUGCUAAUCUUUCACUGCCUUGAUAAAUUAGUUUGUUUGUGUUAUUAUGUGGUACUUGUACUUAGGGAGAGGAUGUGAAUACUUCGUCCAUGACUAAAAGUCACACAAUAACACAAACGAACUGAUCGAUGGAAGCAGAAGUGUUCCAGCAACUGUUUUCUGUAAUGUAAAAUUACUGUUUUUGUAAAUGGAGUCUGGUAGUCUCAAACAAGGUAAAAUAAGGCCCAUGUUUAAAAAAUGGUGGAGUUGUCCUUUAAAUGGAUCCCUGUAUAUGCAGCCCUAAUAGGACCAUGAUCCCAUCAGCUACAGGAAGUAAAAGAUUACACAUCACAUCGCUGUUUCAUAAUCCUCCAGCUGUUAAGCAACUUGUUGCCCUCAGUUUUUACAACGGGCAAAACACGCAAGAAGCCUUACUGUCGAUGCACAUAUUCAAGCCUUGUCUUCAUCACUGAAUGUCAGUCUGAAAAAUCUUUGUCUUUCAUGACCUGUGAGGCUUGAAAAAUACCAAUAUAUUAUUGAUAUUGUCUGCUCUGCUGAUCAGUCACUGCCAUGUACAGAACAUGCACAACAUGAAAGCUUUGAGCAACUGCAGGAUUAAACGUGUUGACAAAACAAGAGUUUGUUUCAAAAUGCUGCACAUUGGAAAGUGUUGAUCAUUUCAGGGGUGAUCGACCUUCCACUAAUCGACACUGUCUGCUGUGCAGGAUUUUCCUCUUAAAAGAUGGAGUAGGUUCACAUUUUUCCAAGUCUGUCUCAAGUUAUUGACCAUUAUUGAUCACUGUGAUCAUUCCUCCUGCUCUUAAACAGAUCUGCUCCUGAAGAGUCACAUGCACAGUCCUGCUUCUGUGUAAAAAUGAAGCAUUAGCUGUUUAAGUUUGAAAAAAACUUUUACAAAGUUUGUCUUGUUGAGACACAAUUCACAUAUUUCAGCUUCUCAUGAGAAUAUCUCCUUGGUCUCAAAUAAUGCAAACUGUAUAUCUUGAGGUUUUGUACUGUUGGCUUAAACAAAAUGACACAUUUUACUCUUUUGGUGGGUAUGUUUUGUUAUUUGCCUUAGUUUAUACAGCUAAUGAUGGAGAAAAUAAUCUAUAGCUGAGAUAAUUAGUUGCAGACUUUGUUUCCUUGCAAAGCUGUAAUUAGUUUGGGCAGGUUGUGAUAAUCUUUCAGUGGUAUUUCAGUGGUUUCCACUUAUGAAAAUUAGUCAGUUUAAGAUUUGUUCAUUUUAGACUGUUACAUAAUUAAAAUAUAAUUUUAACUGUAACUUUGGAAUCAGGAAGAGAUCUUUAUGAACAGGAGGAACGAGCGGCGGUGUAUGUGUGAGUUCGGCUUUGUAACAGACUUGUGAAAGGUAAAUCUUACUUUGUCAACACACAGGGAAGAAAGUUAAACAUUUGUGAGUUGACUUUGUUUUUGUGUCUAAAUUAAGCAAAUAAACUCAUAAGAAUGUGA
This is a messenger RNA of Lates calcarifer (barramundi perch), 4710 nucleotides long. RefSeq names its product mitoguardin 1 (gene miga1). The record is from RefSeq and is a predicted model, not a curated record. Lineage: Eukaryota; Metazoa; Chordata; Actinopteri; Centropomidae. The transcript has 16 exons. The coding region runs from base 179 to 1966 and encodes 595 amino acids. Gene Ontology annotation, biological process: mitochondrial fusion.